AUGGGUUCUACCACGAGCCGAUCGGCGCCGGUGACGCUCUCCGUGCCGGUCCGCGGGUACUCCAAGCUGCUGCGAUCACCUGACCGGCUGACUGUGGACAACCUCUUCUUCUGUGACCUCUUGUGGGACAUACACGUGAAGUCGAUGGAUUUCGACGAGAACGGCCUAGCGGACACAUUGAUCGUCUCGGUCGUCAUCAACUUCAUGCUGCAUGGCUUCAAAUCGUAUGCCGGCACCCACAUCACCCUUGAAAUCCUCGACGAGACCGGAGAGCACACCGUCUUCCACAAGGAGAGCAGCCGGGACACGAUAGGUAAACAAACCAAGGGUAGCUUUAUCCUGUGCGUGAGGAGGAGGGAGCUGGAGGCAUCCUCGUGCGUGUCUGCCAGCUACGACAAAUUCACCGUCAGAUGCACUCUGAAGAAGAUGCAGCAGGCAACAAAGCGGCGGUGCCUCUUUGGAAGCUUGCGCAAAUCCAACGCCGUAUUGGAGCCGCCGAAGGUCGCCAUGGUUGGCUCCCACACGCUCACCGUGCGCAGCGUCUCCGAGCUCAGUGCGACGCUGAGGAACGGGGAGUGCAUCUACUCCACGCACUUCGCUGUUGGCGGGAGCACAUGGUACCUCAAAUUCUGCCCAAGAUGGGGCAUCCUGUGGCUCGUCUUCGCAAGCAAGGGGGACGAGAUGACACCGACAACGGCGGAGUUCAGCUUCGAGUUCGAGGGGCUGGUGAACUUGGAGUCCCAGAAGACGAGGCACACGUUUGACCGUGACAACGAUGACUUCUACUACCAUCUGAAGUACACCGGAACAUCGCCCACGCAGGACGACCGCCUCGUUGUUCGCUGCUGCCUCGCCGUUGUCACGCCGGAGGAAGUUCGGACCACCAUCCCAACGUGCAGCACCGAAUCAGUGCUAACUCCACUGCUCAGCGCCAUGCAUUGCUAG
Messenger RNA from Triticum turgidum subsp. durum (durum wheat), 945 nucleotides. The record is from the annotation of a GenBank genome assembly. Lineage: Eukaryota; Viridiplantae; Streptophyta; Magnoliopsida; Poales; Poaceae.